CUGUCCGUCUCUCUGUGUCAUAUCUGCUCGCUCGAAGGUGCUACUUUGUUCAUCCUAAGCAACAGGCUACGACAAGCAGCAGCGAAGACAAUGGCAGGAUUCCCUCCUCCCCCUCCCCCUCCAGGUGCGCAGUACGGACAGCAAGGCAACUACCAUUAUCAGCAGCAGCGCGGUGGCGGUGGCGUUGGCGUCGCCGCUGCUGCCUAUCCUUCAGCUUAUGACCAUCCCAGCAACAUGCAGCGCAUGCCUUCCUAUGGCUCUACGAGUCGAGCAUAUGCUAGCGACCCGUACGGUGCUCCAUCAAACCGGGCCUCGUACCCUGGAGCAGGUGCUCCUGCGUUUGGUGGCGUAGCACAGCCGGGCUACCCGUCGCAAGCCUCUCGCAGUUACCAACCGCAGCAAUCCAUGCAACCCAUGCAUCCGGCGGCUAUGAUGGGGUACAAUCCCAUGCCUGCCGGUGUUCCAAGCCCCUACGGUCAAUAUCUUCCACCUCAGCCAUCGCACAUGUCGCCCCAGUACCAGCUAGCAGCCAUGAACCCUUACUUGGCCGCCACACCCACUGGUUAUCCCGUCCCACCCUACGGAGGAGCAUAUCCAGCACUAUUUUCCCCGCCUCCCCCACCGGGCAUGGGUGUCAUGGACCCGUACGGCAACUACAUGCCCCCCAACAUUGCCGCCUCGCUUGCUCGUGGCUAUGCAGAUGGUUUUGAUGCCUACCGCGGACGUGAUCACUCCAGGGAAAAAGAAGAUGGCAAUGAGUCUUCCUCUUGCUCGAGCGGGAAUUUCGAGACCGGGACAAAGAAGAGAGGAACCAGAAGGAAGAAAAGAGCCUCGAAACCACUUGACAUGGCUGCCGACGUCCUUUCUAUGCUGCCUGAAAAGAUGCUCACACAGGCCGUCAAGGUCGUCAUCACAGCCGCCAUUCGAGGAGUCACUCCGUCGGCUCCUCGCGAUCGUCCAACGGGCGCAAGAGCAAGAAGCACGGAGACAGCAAGAGGCUGAAAGACACUCUCGUCGGUGCAGUGUCGGGUGUGCUGCUGGACCAAGGCAUCGAGCGCUUCAAGCAUCGCCACGACUCAAAGGGCCCACACGGCAGCGGCAAGAGCGACCACGAGCACAACAACUAGUCAUGUCCUUCCCGGCCCCUUCCAUCCCGCACC
Acaromyces ingoldii is the source of this 1160-nucleotide messenger RNA. RefSeq lists its product as hypothetical. Lineage: Eukaryota; Fungi; Basidiomycota; Exobasidiomycetes; Exobasidiales; Cryptobasidiaceae. The record is from RefSeq and is a predicted model, not a curated record. The transcript is spliced from 4 exons. Bases 91 to 1002 code for a protein of 303 amino acids.